UUCAGAAAUGACGAAAGAAUCCAUGCCUUCUCCUAAAGAAAGUGUUUACCCUGCCCUUAUGAAUUGUGCAACACCAAUAGAUGUAAUUUUACCUCAGAUCACCUCCAAUAUGUGGGCCAGAGGACUUGGACAGCUAAUACGGGCUAAGAAUAUUAAAACUAUUGGUGAUCUGAGUACACUCACACCAUCGGAGAUCAAGACCCUUCCCAUCCGUUCUCCAAAAGUCUCGACAGUGAAAAAAGCUCUUCGAGUUUAUCAUGAACAGCAGACAAAAUCGAAAGGAUUUGAUGAGUUUGCUGUUCUUGACGAGAAUGAAAAACCUUUGAAUGGAUUAGAUGACAAACACUGUUCUUUCGAUGAAGAGAAACUUGCAUCAG
Molecule: messenger RNA, 377 nt
Organism: Bombina bombina (fire-bellied toad)
Lineage: Eukaryota; Metazoa; Chordata; Amphibia; Anura; Bombinatoridae
Product: telomere-associated protein RIF1
Exons: 3
Biological process (GO): telomere maintenance
Cellular component (GO): nucleus
Source: RefSeq, a predicted model, not a curated record